Molecule: messenger RNA, 462 nt
Organism: Microthlaspi erraticum
Lineage: Eukaryota; Viridiplantae; Streptophyta; Magnoliopsida; Brassicales; Brassicaceae
Source: the annotation of a GenBank genome assembly
AUGCAACUCUCCUAUACAGCAGUAGCUGCAGCUUUGCUCGCCUUCAUGCUCGCGCCAGCAUUUCUCUACUAUUCUUCCCAGCUACUCCAUGCAGUUUUCGUUGAGAAGCAACUCAGCGUCAUCUUCUUUCUUCUCUGCAUAGGCGCAGCGGGAUGGUACCUCUGUCCGUCCAUGGAGGAGAGUAUGGCGAGUCUGGAGAGAGAGCGUGCAGAGCUGCAGCAUUUCGGACAUGUGGUUCCCACGUCUCCAGCUGCUUUGGAUCCGCCAUUUUCUUCCGCGCCAUUGUCUGUGACGGAUCCGACGUCGUCUCCAGCUACUUCCAGUCCCCCAGAUUCGCCAUUUUCUUCCGUGCCAUUGUUUCCGGCGGAUCCGACAUGGUCUCCAGCUGCUUCCGGUUCAUCAAGGAGUUCAAGAACCGACUCAACCUGCAGACGAGAAAGACGCGUAUGGAGUAAAAGUUAG